Molecule: messenger RNA, 1893 nt
Organism: Spinacia oleracea (spinach)
Lineage: Eukaryota; Viridiplantae; Streptophyta; Magnoliopsida; Caryophyllales; Amaranthaceae
Product: glycosyl hydrolase 5 family protein
Exons: 4
Coding region: 186-1817 (543 amino acids)
Biological process (GO): polysaccharide catabolic process
Molecular function (GO): hydrolase activity, hydrolyzing O-glycosyl compounds
Source: RefSeq, a predicted model, not a curated record
AAGAAAAAUGAAGCCCUCUUGAACCACACCGUACCCUAACAAGUAACAACCUUUCUUGCCUUGAACCACACUUUACCUAUCUUGCCUUUCACAACUAAAACCCCUAUCCUUAUAAAUACCCUCCCAAACUCCUUAUCUUAUCUUAAUUAAUUACAAUCAAUCAAUUCUUAAUUAAUCUCAACAAAAUGAAGAAACUAUUACUCAUAAACUCUCCCCUCUUCUUCCUCCUCCUCCUCCACCACCUCGAGGUGUCACACGCGGUGCCCCUCUCGACAAACUCUCGAUGGAUCAUCGACGAGGAGGGGCAUCGCGUGAAGCUAGCGUGCGUGAACUGGGCGUCGCACCUCGAGUUGGUUGUAGCCGAAGGUCUAACCAAACAACCAGUUGAUGUAAUAUCAAAGAAGAUUAAAGAUAUGGGAUUUAAUUGUGUUAGGCUUACUUGGCCUCUUGAUUUGGCUACUAAUGAUUCAUUAGCUUCUACUACUGUAAGACAAUCUUUUGUCAAUGCUGGGCUUUUGGAUUCCAUUUCUGAUUUACAAGCUAAUAAUCCCUCCAUUGUUGACCUUUCCCUAAUCGAUGCUUUCCAGGAAGUGGUGGGAAGCCUAACAAGUAACAAUGUGAUGGUAAUUUUGGACAAUCAUAUAAGUAAGCCAGGGUGGUGUUGUAGUAGCUCUGACGGCAAUGGUUUCUUUGGUGACCAAUACUUUGACCCUGAACUUUGGAUAAGUGGCUUAACUAAAAUGGCUACUCUUUUUCAAGAUAAUCCAAAUGUUAUUGGCAUGAGUUUAAGGAAUGAACUUCGUGGGCCUAAGCAAAAUGCCAACGAUUGGUAUAGGUAUAUGCAAAAAGGAGCAGAAGCAGUACAUGUAGCCAACCCAAAUGUACUAGUCAUCCUCUCCGGCCUAAGCUACGACAAAGACUUCACCUUCCUACGCAAACAACCGGUCACCCUCAGUUUCACCGGAAAGUUAGUGUUCGAGGCACAUUGGUACGCCUUCUCGGACGGUCAAGCAUGGAAAAAUGGAAACCCUAACCAAGUUUGUGGGAGAGUAUUGAACAACAUAAAGGGGAUAUCUGAGUUUUUACUUGACCAAGGGUUUCCUUUGUUUGUGAGUGAGUGGGGAGUUGACUUGAGGGGUAUAAAUGUCAAUGAUAAUAGGUACUUGAAUUGUUUUCUUGCUUGGAUGGUUGAACAUGACUUAGAUUAUUCGUUGUGGACUUUGGUUGGGAGUUAUUACUUGAGACAAGGGGUUGUUGGGAUGAAUGAGUAUUAUGGAUUGCUAGAUUCGGAUUGGUCUCAGGUUCGAAACUCGAGUUUCUUGGAACGGAUUGCUGUUACGCAAUCCCCUCUUCAAGGUCCAGGAAUAACAGAUCGAAACAAACACAAGAUAAUAUACCACCCAUCAACCGGCCUCUGCAUCAAAAGAAACCCAAUGACAGCAAUGGGGGUACAACUACGAGAUUGUUCAGAAUCCAACCAUUGGACUUACACACCUCAAAACACCAUUUCCAUAUCAGGUUCAUACGUCUGUUUACAGGCACAAGGCGUGGACCGCCCUGCGCGACUAAGCCUCUAUUGUCCCGGUUCAGGAACGAGGUGGGUAACCAUUUCAGACUCGAAGCUGCAUCUUUCGGUUUCAUUAAGCAGGCGUAAUCGUGUUUGUUUAGAUGUUGAUUCUGAUAAUAAUCUUAUUACUACCACUUGUAAGUGUUUAAGUAAUGAUAAUAAGUGUGAUCCUGGUAGCCAGUGGUUUAAGAUGGUUGAUGCUGCUAAUACUAUUAGCACUGGUUUUGAAUCACAGCCUCAACUGAUGUAAAAUGUUAUACUCACUCCUUAAUCAAUUAACCAGUAUGUAAUUAUGUAGUUAAAAGUAAUCAUUGGGCCUUUGUAAA